AAAUACCUUCAGUCCAUCAUUGCCCUGCUCCGACCCUGGAGAACAGCCGGAGAACCUCCUGCUUCUGGAAGAUGACACUUGAGAAAUCAGUGGCGGAUUCAGGAGGACUUCAGAGAAGGUGAAGAAAGAAGAAGAAGAAGGCAGGAAUGGAGCAGUGAGAACGAAAUUUAACUGGAGUCAUAAAGAAAGGAAGAAAAGAGGGAUUUGGUGAGAUUGAGCGCGGAGUUUGAGCGGGUGGAUUACACUCCAGAAGUCCAUGUUGGGUUCGCUCUGUCUCCAGGGGAAGACAUUUGAGAAGCGCGUUUUGGAGAGGACGCGCACACACGCACACGCGCACACACCGCCCCGCUUGCCGUCCACAGCGCAAAGGAUCGAUGCACAACUUGCCAGAAAUUUUUAAACACUGGAUCUUCUUUGAUUGAUGCUUUUAAUACUCCUACUAAUAAACACACCAGGUGUUUGUUUGUUUGUUUGUUUAUCAGCUUGAGUAUGCAGCAACUUUUCAUUCACACUCAUGACACGUUUCUCGGACACAGUGGAUAUUGAUUUGGAUUUACCUCCAUCCAGUGUGUUUACGGAUCUAGUCAUUUUUGGACUCUCUGACAGAUGACCCGCCCAUGCGCAAAGGUCCUUUCCCUUAGCCAUUCUUCAUCUCGGCUCCUUACGCUUCCAUAAAGGCGUAAGAGCGGCUCGGCAGCAUGCAACCCGCGGGCUUCCCCAUGGCCCUCGCGGUGCUUUUGACCUUGUUAACGGUGAUGGAUGUGAAGGCGAGCGGGGAGUACUGCCACGGCUGGCGGGAUCCGCAGGGCGCGUGGCGGGACGGCUUCCAGUGUCCUGAGCGCUACGACGCCGCCGAGGCGAUCAUCUGCUGCGGCAAGUGCGAGCUGCGUUACUGCUGCUCCAGCACUGAAGCCAGGCUCGACCAGGGCACCUGUGACAACGACAAACGGGGCAAAGAGGAGCCGGGUGCGGGCCAUGAGGAGGGCAAAAACUCCGGGGCAGUACCCAUCUAUGUGCCUUUCCUGAUUGUGGGGUCGGUCUUUGUGGCAUUCGUCUUGCUCGGCUCGGUGGUUGCUGUGUGCUGCUGUCGUUGCCUUCGACCCAAACAAGAACCUGCUUCCGGGGGUGGGCGUCUCCUAGAGUCCAUUCCUAUGAUGACCUCCAGGGGCUCCUCGUCCCGUCAGUCAAGCACAGCCACCUCGUCCAGCUCUUCAGCUCCACCCGCCGUAACUCGCCCUGUCCCUGUCCCUGCUCCCGCCCCCAUUUUGCGCACCCAGGCCUCAUGCUGCCUGCCGCCAGACGCCAGUGUCUACGUCAACAUGCCCACCAACUUCUCUGUGUUGAACUGCCAGCAGGCGACGCAGAUCAUGCCCCACCAGGGUCAGUUCCUGCAUCCUCAAUACAUCGGUUACGCUCACCCAGUCUCACCCACCCCGGCCUUCCUGGACCCUACUCAGGGUGCCUACAGGCCCCUGCAGUCUCCAUUUCCUCCACCCACUAGUGUGACGAGCGUGACAAGCGUGACUAGUGUGAGUGGAGAGCAGAAGCAGCCGUCCGUGACUAUAUGAGAGGCUCUCAGUACACAUGUGUCACACAAUGGAGGAGCAGAAGUAAAGUCACGAGGAUCAGUUCAGGGUCAGGCGCAGUGUUCUGUGCAUCAUGUGCGCUGCAGACAGUGUGAGCUGCGUUUGUGUUGAGAAGACAGCCAUCCAGUCUGUAUUCUCCUAUCAUUAGCACACAUCAUGGAGAAAGAAAGUGGACGCUGUGCAAAUGCUGUAUCCUUAGAUUGCCUGUUCUAUUUCAUAAAACGUUUUCACUCCAGGCAUCUCCACCUAAGGUGGUCUGUCCCCUCCAACCCGAGUUUCAGUUUCUUGCAGUACAGAUACAUAUUAGAUCCCAUUUAUUAGGUGGCUAUUGAAGCCACUACUCCAGCAGCGCCCACUUCCUGCAAGAAAGUGCCUAAUCAAUCCUCGACUUGCCUUCACUGUUAAUGAUUUUAAAUUUUUCAAAGAUAUGUUUCUUUUUUCUUAAAAUAAUUGAAGGUAUUUUUUUCCACAGAGAAUGCCUGAUUAAUUCUAAUAUAGUGUAAUAAAUUUUGGCUUAAGAAUUUAAAUAAUAAUAAUAAUAAAUCCUUCAAAUUUGUAACAGCUUACAUCUGACCUGUUUCUUGUACAGUUCUAAAACUGGAUAAGAGUGACUUAUUCCCCCCCAUAGAACCAGGUUACUUUACCUGAUUAGCUGAACUUGCCUAAAUAAAUAUUAUAGCAAGGUAUUUGUAGUAACAAAACAAUUGUACACAUACACAGUACUGUGCAAAAGUCUUAGGCCCCCUAUUUUUUUUCUUUUUCAUACAAACUUUGUUAUAGCUUUCUAUUUUAUGGCUUCUACAUUAUCGAGUCAGUACAAAAACAUUUUAGAGUCCAAAUAUUCAUUUUCCAGCACAAAAUUAAACGUUACAGAUAAAAAAAAAGUUUGUAUCUGAGCAGCAUAUUACAUAAGAGAGCACUUUUCAGAUUUAAUAAAUAAAUAAAUAAGGGCGGCACGGUGGUGUAGUGGUUAGCGCUUUCGCCUCACAGCAAGAAGGUCCGGGUUCGAGCCCCGUGGCCGGCGAGGGCCUUUCUGUGUGGAGUUUGCA
Molecule: messenger RNA, 2635 nt
Organism: Neoarius graeffei (lesser salmon catfish)
Lineage: Eukaryota; Metazoa; Chordata; Actinopteri; Siluriformes; Ariidae
Product: protein shisa-2 homolog
Exons: 2
Coding region: 699-1568 (289 amino acids)
Source: RefSeq, a predicted model, not a curated record